This is a messenger RNA of Phlebotomus argentipes, 1031 nucleotides long. RefSeq lists its product as uncharacterized. The transcript is spliced from 2 exons. The record is from RefSeq and is a predicted model, not a curated record. The coding region runs from base 208 to 1029 and encodes 273 amino acids. NCBI's taxonomy places the organism in Eukaryota, Metazoa, Arthropoda, Insecta, Diptera, Psychodidae.
UUAUUUCUCCACUUAUGCAGGUCAUUUGGCGACACAUUGAGCAAAUCUCUGAAAUAGUUGUGGACUUCAGUGGGUAACGGUGCUGUAUUUGCUGUGUUAAUUGUUCCACAAAGAUCAAUUAGAACUCCGAUUCUCCCAUCUCAAGCCAUCACCGCUCUGGCCAGAGAUUAGCAUGUUCAGUCACUUUCCCAGCGCCGUGCCGUAGAGAUGAAAUUACAGUGUUUCCUCCUCACACUGUGGCUCUUCUCCCGCACCUCUGCCGAGAGUCACAGCUUGACGCGGGAGAAGCGCUUCCUCAUCUUCCCACCGACUGCUCCCACUCGGCACCAAUUCAUCUUCGGCAUUGGUAUCCCCCUGGAUCUGGAGUCGGUCGCCGUGACCACAGGAUAUGUGCUGAAGGCGCAGUACUUCCUCCCCACGACGCCUGAGCAUUUGCGCAUCAGUCCCGUGUGGGAAACGAAGAAGACCCGACGGGAUGCGCCCUCCAAUCACUCUCACAUCCUCCCGGACCUGCUGGAGGGGCACAGGGAGGUGUACAACGCCGACAGUGUGCUCAUUGACGGGAACUCGAUAGCCGUGGACGAGGAGGACUGGGAGUGGAUGAGAGACGACGAGGAAGAUGACAAGGAGGAGGAGGAGAAGGACGUGGACGAAGCCUUUCCCACCGACGAUGACUUCACCAUCGAUCACACACGCUGGCACGUUUACAGAGGACUGGAGGCCAUCGCCAAUGAGCGUGGCUUUGGCGGACGUGCGUGCGUCCUGAGGGUGAUUUGCGAGACCGCCGAGGUGCCCUUCAACCGCAAGAGUGGCAUUCUGGCCGAACUCAUCCACAUCCUCCUGACGCCGUCCACAUCCAGCGAUCCCAUUUCGCAGCACUCGGACAACGAGUACUUCAGGGCAGAGCAGCUGGGCCGCAGCGGCGUGUCCUGCGCCAGGGAGUUCCGCGAGUGCUCCGCCUCGCUGCUGGACGUCGUGUCGGCCAUCCACAAUCCGCUGGUGGAUGACAUAGUCAAAAUUCUGGCGUAGUA